Messenger RNA from Populus euphratica (Euphrates poplar), 1335 nucleotides. Its product is annotated as phosphoglycerate mutase-like protein 1. The coding region runs from base 131 to 802 and encodes 223 amino acids. The transcript is spliced from 8 exons. Lineage: Eukaryota; Viridiplantae; Streptophyta; Magnoliopsida; Malpighiales; Salicaceae. The record is from RefSeq and is a predicted model, not a curated record. Gene Ontology annotation, cellular component: cytoplasm. Gene Ontology annotation, molecular function: phosphatase activity.
UGUGUUAAAAUAGUCUUGGACUGGGUCUAUGAAAAGGAAAGAAAACCUGCAUUAUCGAGGACAAUAUCUGUGCCAGACCUCCUGCUGUCCACACUAAGUUCCAGGAUUGUGCUUCGAGUUUUAACCUGCCAUGGAUGCCAAUCCAGCUCUAUUUCUGUACCCACUAGAGCAUUCUAAAAUCCUCCAUCUGGUGAGGCAUGCACAGGGAAUCCACAACGUAGCAGGGGAGAAAGAUCAUGAUGCGCUGUUAUCUCCUGAAUAUUUUGAUGCGCAUCUGUCUCCUUUGGGCGAGCAACAAGCGGGCAAUCUAAGGAAGCAAAUUCAUGCAUCUGGACAACUCGAGAGGAUUGAUUUAGUCAUCACUUCUCCUUUGUGCAGGGCCAUGCAAACCGCCAUACAAGUCUUUGGCAGCGAAGGCCAGAUGAAUGAAUCAAAGGCAAAUAUAGACAAUAGUGGGAUAUCAAGUCUCAAAUGCCCACCAAUUGUAGCAUCUGAACUUUGUCGAGAACGUUUGGGAGUUCAUCCAUGUGACAAGAGGAGAACCAUUAGCGAGAAUCGGUCUCGUUUUCCUACAAUUGAUUUUUCAUUGAUAGAAAGUGAUGAAGACAUCUCUUGGAAGACUGAUGCUAGGGAGACUGAUGAGGAAAUUGCAGCCAGGGGCUUGAAGUUUAUGAACUGGUUGUGGACACGACCAGAGAAAGAAGUUGCAAUAGUUACUCACCAUAGAUUCUUGCAGCACACAUUGAAUGCUUUGGGAAAUGAUUGCCAUCCAUCAGUGAAAAACAAGAUGUGCAAAAAGUGAGUAGCAACUAUUUUUCAAUUCGAGAACUGUGAACUUCGUUCAAUGAUCAUUGUUGAUAAAGAAUAGGUAAGCAUGGUGUGUUUCGAAUAUAUUAAAUACAUGUUCCUGUUCCUGUUCCUGUUCCUAUACCAUGUGCUCCUCUAUUUCCCUGCAGCAUUAUUUCAAGGCAUGACCUCCCAAGUUAACCUGAAAAGGAUAGGCUUUCAGGAGGGGAUUGUUCAAUCAGUCAGCCUGUGUGAGAGUAUCAGAGAUACCCCUCAAUGAUCUCCGUGUAUGAAAUGCUUGAUCGAUGGGACUAGAAGAAUAUGCGCCUGUGCACAUGUUAUUUGCAAUAAGUUUAUCCUGUAUAACAUAUCAAGUAUCGACAUAUGCUUGUUGCGCGGAUAAUUCUCUUUAUGAAUUUGGGAUGGAUCAUAGCUUCCCUGUUAUUUUAGUGAAGAGAGGGGUGGAUGGCAUUGGGCCUCAUGACCCCUCACUAGCUUGCUUGAAUUUUGGAUUUGUUACUCUAAUCUAUUGUGCUGGGUUGCAACAAA